Molecule: messenger RNA, 1566 nt
Organism: Dujonia railenensis
Lineage: Eukaryota; Fungi; Ascomycota; Pichiomycetes; Serinales; Debaryomycetaceae
Source: the annotation of a GenBank genome assembly
AUGUUAAUAAGCGGUAAACUGCAACAGUCACCCAAUAAAAUUACCCUACAGCCCUUGCUGACAGUGGGGAAUUAUCCGCCGACUAUCAAGCACGUCGUUGCGCACAUCAAGCUUAUCAAGUACUUUAGCUCGUUGAAGGAGCAAAUCGACAAAAAGCCUGGAGAUUGGGACUUGUUCCUCCGGUCGGGGCUAAGAAGAUUCAUUUGGUUCGUCAGCUUACUUCGAAACAAAUUGAAAACCAGUAAAAGGCACCUCGAUGAGUCGGUACAGAUAUCUCAGUUCAAGAACUCCUCCAAUGCUAAGGGCAUUAUUCAAAACUUGAAGACAAUUCUUCCACCGGUGGAUAUUCUUUACAUUUGGUAUGCAUUGAUCAUGAAAACUAGAUCGUUCUACGAACUAGGAGUACGGUUCCAGUUCUUAGAAUUUUCAAUGCUCUCCUUCCCAUUGUUUCAAGUUGGUCACAGUAUCAACGAAUCCACCCAGACGUACGCUCCUCACUUGAAUUAUGUCAAUAACUUCAUCCUGAUAACCAGUAACCAGAUCCCCUAUGACUGGAAGCAAACGUUAUCGCAGAAAGUCCCUGUGAAUUGUCCUAUAUGUCUGCAGAAACUUGGAUCCACUUACUUGAAGGACUUCACCAGGUUUACUCUGGGGGGCUCUGGCUCCGUCUUACCCAGCGGGUGCAAAUGUAAAUUCCAAGGUGUGAUAACGUUCCAGCAGUUAAUAAAAAGACAGUUGUAUAGUGAUGUGAUGAAUUCUGAGAGACCACUACCACUUGUGCUUCAGACCAAGUCACAUUUCCUCUACGAAACUGGAAGCGAUGAAUAUGUAGAUGAUUUGGACGAGUUAGAUAAAUCAUUGAAAUCCAUACUAAAGAAUGAUAUUACCAGCUUGAGAAUGGCAAAUGCCACACCCGAAAGUUUCUUUCAGAGCAUAGAUGCUAACUUUGACAAGAUUUAUUCCAAAUUCUACUCUCAAUCGAAUUUGCUUCAUCUUACCAUUCCCGUGGCCAGACCUAUCCAAGUAACUGAGAAUUUUGAUACUAUAAUUGAAGCAACCAAUAGGUUUGUGAGUAAAAUGAGUAAAUUGGAGAGUUGGUUCAAUGCGCCUACGUCAACUUCCACAUCUAGACUAAUUAACGCGAUUUCCAAGUAUGAAUCUUUCUUUAUGAUGGUCGCAGAGAGCUUCAGGUGCUACUCAUUGGUCCCAUUAGUUGAAAUAGAUCUUGUAUGGCAAACUCACAAGCUAUCCCCUCACGAAUACAUUGAGUUCUGUCGGUCCAGAUGCCAGAACAAUGUCAUUGAUUCAAAUGGCGACGAAGUACAAGAAACAGAUGAAAUGCACACUUCCAGUUUCCAAUUCACCAGUCAAUUUUAUAAGACCUUGCACCAUACAUCAUAUUCCGACUGCAUGUGCUUAUACUGCUUCAAGUCCUGUAGACUCGUGAGACAGAGCAAGUACUCUCCAAAAAUUGAGCAAUACUGCACGUCAACUAAACCUUGCUCCAAAAUCAGUGAUAACUCAACUACAAUUAUCCAUUCCACACCCUUCCCUUCGAAAUAUUGA